Oryzias melastigma (Indian medaka) is the source of this 1188-nucleotide messenger RNA. Its product is annotated as myelin and lymphocyte protein. Gene Ontology annotation, biological process: myelination. The coding region runs from base 275 to 742 and encodes 155 amino acids. The record is from RefSeq and is a predicted model, not a curated record. Gene Ontology annotation, cellular component: membrane. Gene Ontology annotation, molecular function: structural constituent of myelin sheath. The transcript is spliced from 5 exons. NCBI's taxonomy places the organism in Eukaryota, Metazoa, Chordata, Actinopteri, Beloniformes, Adrianichthyidae.
UGGUCAGGCUCCACCCACAGCAGCUUCCAGGAACCUGUGACUUCAUGGUGUGGCUGCUUUUGCAGCCAUCACAUUUACUUUCAGGAAAAAAAGUUCCACAUUUUCAGCCAUCUUUAAAAUUAGCUCCCGGCGAGUUCAGGCCGCCAGGCGUGUCUGCGAUCGGCUGAUGGGGAUUCCGGUUUUUCCAGUCGUCUCCUCCCUGUUUAAGUUGCAGGAGGUCUGACUCCUCUUCAGUCUCAGCGGCAGCAGCGGCAGGAGCAGCAGGAGCAUCAGGAUGGCAUCCAACACAGCAACCAUGGGGAACCUUCCCAGCGGAACGGCAGUUUGUACAACCAUACCUGACAUCCUCUACAUCCCUGAACUGAUCUUUGGUGGUCUAGUGUGGAUCCUGGUUGCGUGCACAUACGUGGUGCCACACAACCCCCAGGCCUGGGUCAUGUUCGUCUCCGUCUUCUGCUUCCUUUUGACAUUCAUCUGGCUGCUGGUGUUCGCCUGCGGUUCCCACAACAACAGGGGCGUCUGGGCUGCUGCUGACUUUGCUUACCACGGGAUUGCAGCCAUGCUCUACCUCAGCGCUUCAGUGCACCUGGCUAAAGUGACUUUGGAUAAGAACAACCCCAUAACUGCAACAGAUUCAAAGAACUACAAGCUGGACAUCUCUGCUGUGGUGUUCUCGUACACAGCGACGCUCCUGUACUUCGUCCACACCAUCCUGUCGGCCAUUCGGUGGAAAUCUUUCUAAAAAGUGUCCCUCCUGCUGAGCUGCAUCUCACGUAAACAGCAUUUAUAUUUCUCCGCACAAGUCAUGAAGAGGAUGCAACACCCGGCUCAUCUCAGCAGGACUCUGUGCUGUUGCACAGCUCUGAUAGAUUCUGCUGCAUUGCUGUUCCGAGAUCAUAAAAAUGACUCAAAAACCAAGUUUAAGGGUUAAUUUCCUCUGAAAGUCUCAUCAAAUGUUGUAAAACCAGUGAUUGCUACUUUCCAUCUGACAUUUAUUUAAAAUUGUUUUGUGUUUUUUUUAAUAUCUCACCUUAAGAACAAAUCUACAGUUUACAGCAAAGAGCUCCUAAAAGCUCCACCAAUCAGGUGCCUUUGUUUCAGCUCAGGUGUUUCUGUUAUGUUUAAAAAGUUUUUCCUUUAUUAAAUCCUUUUCUUUUGGAAUUGUUCUUUCACUUUGAAUUGAUUAAA